Xyrauchen texanus (razorback sucker) is the source of this 2607-nucleotide messenger RNA. Its product is annotated as SWI/SNF-related matrix-associated actin-dependent regulator of chromatin subfamily D member 1-like. The record is from RefSeq and is a predicted model, not a curated record. The coding region runs from base 22 to 1575 and encodes 517 amino acids. NCBI's taxonomy places the organism in Eukaryota, Metazoa, Chordata, Actinopteri, Cypriniformes, Catostomidae. Gene Ontology annotation, cellular component: SWI/SNF complex; nucleus. The transcript is spliced from 13 exons. Gene Ontology annotation, biological process: regulation of transcription by RNA polymerase II.
CUCUGUUUGCGGCUGGAGAAGAUGGCUGCGCGUGGAGGUUAUCAGCCUGCGACACCGGGUGGUGGCGGCGGCGGGGCAGCAGCAGCUGCGAUGGGACCCGGGACGCCGGUGGCCGGUGCAGGGCCCGGUAUGGGUCCCGGUACCCCCACAGGACGGAUGGGACCAGGGGGUCCGCAGAACCACAUGUACCGAUCUCCGAUGCCCGGGCCCGGAUACCCGAGACCAGGAAUGCCACCAGCGAGUCGUAUGACACCUCAGGGACCCUCCAUGGGACCCCCAGGUUACGGGUCCAGUCCAGUGUCCCGCCCAGGCAUGCCAGUCAUGGACCCGUCCCGCAAGAGACCGGCGCCAAAUCAGAUCCAACAGGUCCAGCAACAGAAUCGCAACCAACAUGCCAAGAAGAAGAAAAUGGCAGAUAAAAUUCUACCUCAAAGAAUCAGAGAACUUGUUCCCGAGUCUCAAGCGUACAUGGAUCUGCUGGCAUUUGAGCGUAAACUCGAUCAAACCAUCAUGCGCAAGAGACUCGAUAUUCAGGAAGCUCUCAAGAGACCCAUCAAGCAAAAGCGAAAGCUACGUAUAUUUAUCUCUAACACCUUCAACCCGGCCAAACCCGAUGCUGAGGACGGAGAGGGAACCGUUGCGUCAUGGGAGCUGCGUGUGGAGGGGCGACUUCUAGAGGAUGCUGCUGUAUCCAAAUAUGAAGCCACCAAACAAAAGAGGAAGUUCUCCUCUUUUUUUAAGUCUUUAGUGAUCGAGUUGGACAAAGACUUGUAUGGACCUGACAAUCAUUUGGUGGAGUGGCACAGAACCGCUAACACUCAGGAAACAGAUGGAUUUCAGGUGAAGAGACCCGGUGAUGUUGGUGUGCGCUGUACUGUACUGCUCAUGCUCGACUACCAGCCUCCUCAGUUUAAAUUGGACCCCAGACUGGCGCGGUUGUUGGGCAUCCACACUCAGACUCGACCCGUGAUCAUUCAGGCUCUGUGGCAGUAUGUGAAGACCCAUAAACUGCAGGACCCUCACGAGCGAGAGUUCAUCAACUGUGAUAAAUAUCUCCAACAGAUCUUUGAGUCCCCGAGGAUGAAGUUCUCCGAGAUCCCUCAGCGUCUGCAUGCGCUUCUGAUGCCCCCUGAGCCAAUCAUCAUCAACCACGUCAUAAGCGUGGAUCCCAAUGAUCAGAAGAAGACUGCGUGUUAUGAUAUUGAUGUCGAGGUGGACGACACGCUGAAGACGCAGAUGAACUCUUUCCUGCUGUCAACAGCCAGUCAACAAGAGAUUGCGGGCCUCGACAACAAGAUCCAUGAGACCAUUGAAACCAUUAACCAUCUGAAGACUCAGAGGGAGUUCAUGUUGAGUUUUGCUCGAGAUCCGCAGGGCUUCAUCAACGACUGGCUGCAGUCCCAGUGCAGAGACCUGAAGUCAAUGACAGAUGUGGUUGGAAACCCGGAGGAGGAAAGGAGAGCCGAGUUCUACUUCCAGCCCUGGGCUCAAGAGGCCGUCUGCCGUUAUUUCUAUUCAAAGGUCCAACAACGGCGACAGGAGCUGGAACAGGCUCUUGGCAUCAGAAACACAUAAGCCUGUGUUUGUUUUGACAGGACCAGAGAGGAUUCUGGGUAGCAAAUUUCCUGCUGCAGACCUUGAUCACUACAGUUGUAUUAGUUUAUCUUCUGUUGUCCUGCUGUAGCUGCCCAAGAUCUAUGAAUUACCAUAUUUUGAUUGUGACUUGGGCCAAACUGACACCCCUUAUCCAUGUUUUUUACCUCUUUAAUCCAAGCUUCCCAAUGCAGUUGGUGGUGAUAAGUGUUUUCAAGGCGAUUAGUUUUCCGCACAAUUUGUUGGAAGUUUUCGUAAUAGAUUUAGACGCAAACAUAAAUUCUUCCGCUAAUGUUGCUGAAUUCCCUCCCAACAAAUCUGUAAUUUCAAUGGGGUCAUUGUUUUAUUUGUUUUUUUGUAAUAAUACAUUUUGUCUUUGAUAUUUUAACGUUCUUAUAAUAUGAACUAUAUGAAGAUCUAGUGUAGUCAAGUGUAAAUGACGAUUAUGGAUGUAGUUUAGAGGAAGUUCCUUAAACAGUUCUGUUGCCGUUAAGGAAAUCCUGUUGGUCAAGACCCAAGUUGGAUUUCCGAAGUUUCAGAAAUCAAGCAGUUGUUUUGUGGCGUUUGUUAGCGAAAGAGGCUCCACAAGAUUUGUCGUACUGCUGAUUGACCUCUGAUGGUACAGAAGUCCCAAUCUUACCUCGGCUUGAUUUACUGGUAAAUGUAUAUGGAGAAUUACUUCUAAGAUUUGAUGAAUAAUUUGAUAUAGUCUAUAUAGGCAACUUGUCAGUGUGAAAUGACAAUAUGGAAAACCCACAAAUGCAAAUACUAUUAGUUCAUGGCUCCAUUAAAAUAAAUGUUUUAUAGAUGCGCUGAAUAUGCUAGACCAUAGGUUAUUUAAAGCAUUUAGAAGUCAAGUGCUGAAGACUUUAACAUUCUGAGUUGUUAAAUGUUUAACUGCGUGUCUUUUUCUGAAGUCAUGAGAUGCAUUUUUGAGAUCCAUUUUAUAUCAUGUUUUAUUUUCUUUAAUGGACCAAUUAUUAUUGUAUUUCUCUGUUAGCCCUUGUGUUAUAA